CCGGUGGGCCGCAGAUGAGGAGGAGGCGGCGGCCGCGGUGGCAGAAAAGGCGGCGGCGGGGGUAGGGAGCCUGGAAACGCAAGCGGGGAUGGUAGGUGGUUUGGACCCGCCGGGCCGCCGUCGUUUCCAGAAAGGGUUUGACUGGAGGAACCUCUGGAGCAGCUGUUUGGGGGAUUUUGGACCCAUCCCAGUGAAAGGUGAAAACCUAAAAACCAGCUGAUGCCACUUGCCUUCGACAUUGUGGGUUGGCUGGCUCCUCUAACUGAUGGCAUGUUGAAGUACAUGGGCCAGCAGCAUCGAGGGCAUCUGAUCCAGAGGGGGCCACUCUAGAGGCCAGGCCACCACCACCAUGGGCCAGUGUGUCACCAAGUGCAAGAAUCCUUCAUCAACCUUGGGCAGCAAGAAUGGAGACCGGGACCCCAGCAGCAAGUCACACAGCAGGCGGGGAGCUGGCCACCGUGAGGAACAGGUGCCACCUUGUGGCAAACCAGCUGGGGAUAUCCUUGUCAAUGGGACCAAGAAAGCAGAGGCUGCCACUGAGGCAUGCCAGCUGCCAACAUCUUCUGGAGACGCUGGGAGGGAGUCCAAGACCAAUGCUGAGGAGUCUUCCUUGCAGAGGUUGGAAGAACUGUUCAGGCGCUACAAGGACGAGCGGGAGGAUGCAAUCUUGGAGGAAGGCAUGGAGCGCUUUUGCAAUGACCUAUGUGUUGAUCCUACAGAAUUUCGAGUGCUGCUCUUGGCCUGGAAAUUCCAGGCUGCUACCAUGUGCAAAUUCACCAGGAAGGAGUUUUUUGAUGGCUGUAAAGCAAUAAGUGCAGACAGCAUUGAUGGGAUCUGUGCACGGUUCCCUAGCCUCUUAAUAGAAGCCAAACAAGAAGAUAAAUUCAAGGAUCUCUACCGGUUUACAUUUCAGUUUGGCCUGGACUCUGAAGAAGGGCAACGAUCACUGCAUCGUGAAAUAGCCAUUGCCCUGUGGAAACUAGUAUUUACCCAGAACAAUCCUCCUGUAUUGGACCAAUGGCUAAAUUUCCUAACAGAGAACCCUUCGGGAAUCAAGGGCAUCUCCCGGGACACUUGGAACAUGUUUCUUAACUUCACUCAGGUGAUUGGCCCCGACCUCAGCAACUACAGUGAAGAUGAGGCCUGGCCGAGUCUCUUUGAUACCUUUGUGGAGUGGGAAAUGGAGAGAAGGAAAAGAGAAGCAGAAGGGAGAGGUGCACUCAGCUCAGGGCCCGAGGGCUUGUGUCCAGAGGAGCAGCACUGAGGAUCUGCCUGCUGCCCUGCAGCCAAGUGAGGAAUUGGACCUUUCUGGAAAUUACUGAAGAUCCGGAUAUUUUCUACUUUACACCUUUCUCUGCCUUGUAUUUGAAAGGGCUCUAAAAUGCUGUAUCAUGUUUUAGGCACUUUCUUCAUUUUUUUUUUUUUGGUUAUUUUGGUUAUUUCUUUUUUUUUGGGUGGGAAAUCCCCCAAAAUAUUUGAACCUGGCUACAUGUUGUGUACCUUUUAUUUGAAGCCUUCAGAUAGAAUAAGCCUGCCAUUUCUUGCACAAAUUUAUUAGAUUUGUUUUGUUUUUGUGGGGGAGGGUUUAGGCCCAGGUGGGGAUAUGGGACUGUUAGGUUGAAUUAACAUUACAAAAUGAUACAGUGCCAGAUCUCAGUUUUGCAUAUUAUUUUUCAGGGCAGGUCUGUACUGUGUGUAGUGCUGUUUACAUGGUUGAAUUUAGGUUGUAAUAAUUAUUUUAAAAAAUUUACACAGAUAUGAAUAGCAGUGUUAACUGUUAGCCACAUUGCAUUAAUUUCCAGUUUGGAGCUCUUGGAGAGCCAGAGCCAAGGCCAGUCAAGAGCAUUUGCAGUCUGACACACCACUCCAUCCCUUUAAGCUAAUUUAUCCAAAGCCCUUACCUCCCUUACUUCUUGCUCAUUCCUUCUUUGACCCAUUGCAUUUCAUGUUUAAUUUAUCCAUCACCAUGCUGUCAGUCAAGUGAGCAGUUUUGUUUUGUUUUGUUAGAACACAUUGUACUGAAAACCACUCCAGCGUUGAAUGCAGAGAAAGCAGUGCUACCUCAGUUUUGCUGGAAGUAGACUUCUUUGAUAGUUUUCUUUGAUGUUUUUGUAUUUUCAUGUCAUAAGUGGAAAUACUUUGUUUUUUUUUGUUUUUGUUUUUUUUUUUUCAUUUGCCUUGGAGCCAAAGUUUCUGUUCCAGAUGGUAAGAAAACUGUGCCUGCCGGCCAGCUGACCUAAAAGAAAGCUAUGGCAUGGAACUCUGCUUCAAACUGUUUUCUUUAGUUUUUGUUGAGUAUCAUCAGCUUACUUGUCUGGCAAGUGCAGAAGCCUGAGACUGGCCUGAACUCUGCCAAACAAAUUAUCCAAGUGUAUUGAAUCAUUAAAUGUGUAUCCUCUCCCUCUUUGCUGCGCCCACGUUGUCACUUAACCCCUAGGAGUUAUUUAUUAUCUUUUUGUUAAUGUCAAGCUCAUUUGGGGUAAUGUGAUGACUGUUUAGGUUUACAUGACCCUCUUCUCCUUCCCUUACCCCCAGAUAUGUAUAUAUACAUAUAUAAGAUAUGUAUAUAUUUUACCUUUAUAAAAUAUAUAUAUACACAUAUAUGUAUCUAUAUUCCUUUAUUUGUCUGCUAAAACUGGCCAUAAAAGAGGGAGCUGCCUUUGAUCUGUAGUUUAAGAAGAUGCCAGGGAGCGUCAUAAAUGGAGGCUAUUGUAUUAUGAAUUUGGACAUUUUCACUAAAGCAAACUUGAAUGAAUUUGCUCGCAGGAAGGAGGAACCAGUUCUCUAUAACUCCACAUGUUCACUCCGCAAGGCCAGCUUUGGUCAAGCUGCCACCAGGGCCUGAGAAGCUGACUCUGUCCUACCUAGUUCUACUAGAGGACCCUCUUGAUAAUUUCCCAUUAAAAAAUAUCCUCAAAAAGUUGUACUGGAAAGUGGGUGCCAGGAGCUUGUACAGUUCAGCUUCCAACACUUCGGAACAGAUUUAAAAGGGAAUCCUUUAAUAAAAGUUACAAAACUAUUUAUACUCUUGAUACAAUGAAAAGUGUCUAUUAAAUACUUGGAAUUUUAUUCCUUGAUUAGUCUACCCCAAAUCCUGGGUAUAUGUUUCUCACCAUGGGAAAGAGUUGCAUGCUUGAGUUCUUUAUGAGUCUUACAGCUCUGGGCUCCUAUCUUUAUAAAGAUGGUAUUUAAGGAGAUGACAGUCUUAUUUCCUAAAAUUGGUAUUGACACAGGACACAUUUUUGUAGGCCUGACAAUUGUCCUUUCUAAAGAGACAGAUAGUGCUGUAAGGCUGAAGAGGCUGUUGGGUCAGAUGUGCCCCUUUCUUCUGCCAUAGUAAGACAAUCCUUGAGUGAGUGUCCAGGGGCCCAGCAGUUUCUGAGGGCACAACUGCACUGCAGCCUUUGGAGAAGAUCUCACCCAGCCAGUUGUUCCUAAUUCCGGAUUAGGUAGACGUCCAAUGAGGGAAGAAGUGGUGGAGUGUUUUAGGUAAGACUUUCUGUUCCAGAUAAGAAAGGGUGUAUGUUGCCAGGAAGUGCCAAGAAAGGGAGGCCAUAAAGGGUUCCAUGGACUGGAGGAACUAGAUUCUUUCUCCACUGGUAGAUUUUAACCAAUUGCUCAGUUUCUCCAACCCCAGUCAUUCAGAAAUUAUUUGUAAUUAUAUUUUAAUGGUCUGUUGUUGUUUUACCAAGAGAUUUACAGCAAGAUGUAAGGUUCGUAGUUAACACUUCUGAGAAACAAAAGCCUCUGCUUUGCUCAAUCUCAGAUAGGCUUGCUCCAGCAGUGACUGGAAGCCAAAUGUUUGCCCCUCAGGUAAGCCAGCUUUGUGACACUGGGGUGAUGUGGGGAGGUGUGAUAUAUGGGUGCCAUUUUGGAAUUCUGCAACAUCUAAGCAUUACUACACAGAAUCUGUUGGAAAAUUGCUUACUUUUGGCAACUGUCUUUUUGAGUUUCCAUGGUAUUUCUUUAGUAAUUUAUUAGUGAGCUAGUAUAAGAUAAAGGGUUGCUUUAUUGAAUUCUUUCCCCUAGCCUUGCCAAACUUGAAUGUAUUAUUCUUAAUGACACUUUGCUGUACUACUAGGGGUUGUCUCAGCAGCUCUCUCGACUGUGGCAGAUGUGCCAACGUGUGUGUUAGGUCCAAAAGUCUGUAUGUACCCAUCUGAUAAAAAAUCUACAGAGCUAGCUGAAAAUUCCAAUAUCAGCCAAAGCUUUGGGCUAAGGGAAAGAUAAUAGAGAAUGUGCAAAGCAGUAUUAUUCAUAUUGGAUGGGCAAAGUAAAGAGUUAAGCUGCACACAGUAUUACCUUGAAACAGUACUGUCUCCUAGGGCCUGGUCUUUAGGCCAGAUCAGGUUAUGGAACCCCACAGAUUAUGUACUUGGACCAUUGGUGGGAAGUUGCUGAGAUAAAGACUACUCCAAACAUUAAAAAGCAAAAGAUCUAUAUAUUGAGAUGUAUGGUUUGCUGUAUGGUUUGCUAUAUUUCAAGUGGGGUCUUCAGUGCAGCAGGUAGACCCAGUUAUACAGUUGGGACAGAAAGAAAGCUACUGCUGAGAAGUUCCCUGCCCCCCUUUUCUUUAGACUUAUUCUUCCAUGUAUGUUAGGGUGACUAGUAAUGACCCGAACAUCUUGAAAACUGACCAAGGUCUUACUUGGAGAACUCAAGCAGUAUUUAACUUAAAUAUUUGAAAUGAUAAAAUUAUCAAAAUAUGUCAAUUAGGGCUUUUUAAGGACAUGUGACAUUGAUCCUCCCUGUGGCUCAUGUAAAGGGAGUACAUUCCUAUGCUAAGCUGUAAUAGCAGCCCAUACCAGUUGGCCCAGGACUACAUGCUGGGGAUGCUUACCAGCCCCCCACCCUUUAAAAGAAUAAAGUUUGAGCAUUGGGUGCAGAUGCUGAAAUGGUUUGGUUAGCUGAGUAAUCAAGUUCUGAUUCUAGUGUUGGAUUGGUGUGUUCUGUUUCUCUUAGUAGAUACCUACUUACAUCACAUAUCUUGAGCAUUGCCAAAAGAAGCCAUUCAGCAGCUGCUGAUUUUCUCUCAGCACAGAUAUAACAAAUAUAUUUGCUAUGGAACAAGUAUCUUUUCUCUAAUGCUGGCCCCCAGUCCUCAGAAUCUGAUUAACUGUUCUUCCUUGCUGCACUGAGUAUGGUUCUAGAUUUCAAAGAGGGAAUUUGAAGCAAUAGGUAAACAGGGCUUGGUUGAAUUGGUCUCACAUAUAUCCUGUCUUAAGCCGCUGAGGUGAUGAGUCUACUGCUCAUGUGACCCUCCUCCUUUGUGGAUCCCUCUUGGUUUGUGACCAGCAUACGUUUCUUGAGGUUGUACAAACUUGACAAAAGUUAAUACUUUUGUAUUCUCUGCACUGUUGCACUCUUCAAAUAGCCCCUUGAAUAUUAACUUGAUAUAUACAUUUUUGUCUUUGUCUACAGUAUUUUUUUGUUUCUGUUGUUUUUUAAUUUGAAGGUUAUCUGCUGUUGGAUUCAAUAAAUUUGUUUACCUGA
This is a messenger RNA of Mesocricetus auratus (golden hamster), 5493 nucleotides long. RefSeq names its product defective in cullin neddylation 1 domain containing 3 (gene Dcun1d3). The record is from RefSeq and is a predicted model, not a curated record. Gene Ontology annotation, cellular component: ubiquitin ligase complex. The transcript has 4 exons. Gene Ontology annotation, biological process: protein neddylation; positive regulation of ubiquitin-protein transferase activity. NCBI's taxonomy places the organism in Eukaryota, Metazoa, Chordata, Mammalia, Rodentia, Cricetidae. Bases 350 to 1264 code for a protein of 304 amino acids. Gene Ontology annotation, molecular function: ubiquitin-like protein binding; cullin family protein binding; ubiquitin conjugating enzyme binding.